Molecule: messenger RNA, 462 nt
Organism: Geodia barretti
Lineage: Eukaryota; Metazoa; Porifera; Demospongiae; Tetractinellida; Geodiidae
Source: the annotation of a GenBank genome assembly
AUGGCAAAGACGCAGACACGGCCGUGGGACGCUACGGAUUAUCUGGAGACCGAGGAGGACAUCGUUGCUUAUCUGGAAGCGGCGUUCGACGACGGCGAUCCGAGACUUAUAGCGGCUGCGUUGGGCGACGUUGCCAGGGCCAAGGGUAUGACAAAGAUUGCCACGGAAGCGGGUCUGGGUAGAGAGAGUCUCUACAAGGCGCUGUCAGCCGAUGACAACCCGGAGUUCGCUACCGUGCUCAAGGUAAUGCGAGCCUUAGGGCCUUCGGCUUCACGCCUCCGCUGUGGCUGUUCAAUAACGUCUGGAGUUAAAUCCGUUCGUCGUGAGCCGUGUGACGAGCACAGGACAGAGCGGGAUGUCGUCCGGCGGACAUGGGCGCGGAUACGAGUGAUUAAAACCGAUCGGCGCGAUAGGCUUCGAACUGGCUGUCCUCCACCCGAUGGGCCACCAGAUCGGCAAUGA